AUGGUACUACACGACAUGCUAUUGUACUAUUUGCUCAACAUUAGCUCAGCAUUCUAUCUUUCGGCAGUUCAUAACGCAUUAUACUUUGUAUUAGAUUGGCAUACUGUUGUAUUGCAUUUUUGGCAUUAUUGCUUGACAUUUGGUUUUCUGUUGCUCUGCACAAUAAUCGGAAUGCAACGAUGGAGUAGGUCAUUACCGAUCACUCCGUUCAUAUUACCGAUCACUACACAAAUCAUUAUUGUUCUACUUUCAAAUCGGAUACAUUCACAAAUGCGCUCGGGUAGCUUAUACUUACUUAGGCUAUUCGACUUUUUAACAACACUUACCGUGGGUAAAUUCUCCAACUGCCUACUUAGAUCCGAUAACAAUCCCCCCAUCAGUUUGCUGGGUGGUGAAGUUUAUCUGCAUAGGUUAGAUCUAUCUGUAUUUCAGCCUUGUAAGUGUCAAAUGAUGCAUCCAGCCGACUAA
Cercopithifilaria johnstoni is the source of this 468-nucleotide messenger RNA. NCBI's taxonomy places the organism in Eukaryota, Metazoa, Nematoda, Chromadorea, Rhabditida, Onchocercidae. The record is from the annotation of a GenBank genome assembly.